Olea europaea var. sylvestris is the source of this 426-nucleotide messenger RNA. RefSeq lists its product as uncharacterized. The transcript has 2 exons. The record is from RefSeq and is a predicted model, not a curated record. Lineage: Eukaryota; Viridiplantae; Streptophyta; Magnoliopsida; Lamiales; Oleaceae. Bases 1 to 426 code for a protein of 141 amino acids.
AUGGAAGAAAUUGAAUAUGAUUUAGAAUUUGAGAUAAUUGAAGAUUUAGACAAAUUAUCUGAAACAAACUCAAUUUAUGAGUUUGAUAUUAAAGAAAUUGAGGAACCUGAAUAUGAAUAUGAACAGAUAUAUAUGAAUCAAGAAAUUAUUGAUACUGUUGAAACUAACUUAGAUAGAGAACGGGAUAAUAGAGAAUUAGCAAAUAUUAAAAGAUCCACUAGAGAAAGAUUAAAGAAUAUAGUGAUUGGAGGAAUCCAAAUCAUGAUUAAAGGAUACUUUAGAGAAGGAAUGGAUAUUCCUAUACAAAUAUAUUUAAUGGAUAACAGGAUACUUCAUGAUCCUAUGGACGCUCUAUUAGGAGUUGUCUCUAAAAAUCUUGUAUAUAAGAAAAUUAUAUUUACUAUAAGACCUGGAUUUAUUAGAUGA